This is a messenger RNA of Laetiporus sulphureus 93-53, 5121 nucleotides long. Its product is annotated as beta and beta-prime subunits of DNA dependent RNA-polymerase. The record is from RefSeq and is a predicted model, not a curated record. Gene Ontology annotation, biological process: DNA-templated transcription. The coding region runs from base 1 to 5121 and encodes 1706 amino acids. Gene Ontology annotation, cellular component: RNA polymerase I complex. The transcript is spliced from 16 exons. Gene Ontology annotation, molecular function: DNA-directed RNA polymerase activity; DNA binding. Lineage: Eukaryota; Fungi; Basidiomycota; Agaricomycetes; Polyporales; Laetiporaceae.
AUGAACAUCUCACGCUCGUAUCCCUCUACGGUCUCGAGUAUCUCCUUCUCGUUUCUCACUACUGAGGACGUUCGACGCAUCUCCGUCAAGCAGCUCGUCAAUCCCGUUCUUCUCGAUGAUCUUAAUCGACCGACGAUCGGGGGUCUCUACGAUCCUGCUCUUGGACCCAGUAACAAACAGGACAUCUGCGCCACUUGUCGACUUACAUACUUCACAUGUCCUGGACAUUUUGGACACAUAGAGCUGCCCGCGCCCGUUUUCCAUCCAUUAUUCAUGGCGAAUAUGUACCGUCUGCUUCGUGGGACCUGCAUGUUCUGCCAUAGGUUCAAGCUGGACCGAAAAUCGGUUUGCCAAUCCAUAGCCAAGCUUCGUCUAUUGGAACACGGCCUUCUCGUCGCUGCUAAAGCCUUGGACGACGUCAAUGUCAAAACUAAGAAAUCAAAACGGGCCGAAGACGCUGAGGAAGAUGAUGAAGCUGUGGAAAGCGAUAGUGAAUUUGAGCGGAGGAUGGAUGCAUACGUGGCUCUUCAUCUCACGGCAGCACCCAGCAGCAAACGAGACUCAUAUAAAGAUAGUCUUGUGUAUCAGGCCCGGAAAGAAGUUGUCGUCGAGUUUCUCAAAUCGAUAGCGCUCAGGAAAUGCCAGAAUUCAGGCUGUGCAGCGCAUGCGCAUUCAUUUCGCAAAGAAGGCUAUACAAAAGUCAUCGAGUAUGACCUGUCUUCGAAGCAGAAGCUACAGCAUAAAUACAUAGGCUUAAGGCGACCAGCUGAAUUCGACAUGGGGUCAGAUGAGGAAUCCCUAGGGGACGAUGUCUUAUCGGAUGAGGAGGAAGAGGGACAAAAAGGCAGCAGCGCACCUCGGCUCCCAAAGUCCGCGAGUGGCAAGAUUAAGACGGCUCGAGGACGCAACGAACGUGUCAUGCCUCCGGAGGAGUGUCGUGCUCACCUGCGGCGAUUGUUCUCCAAUGAGGCUGUUAUGUGCUCUCUUCUGUAUGGCCGUCACGGUUCCUUCGCACCACUAACGAAGGAUAAGUUGUCUCUCGCGUCGGCGGAUAUGUUCUUCUUGGAAGUCGUUCCCGUCAGCCCUACUCGUUUUCGUCCUCCUGCUAAGAUAGGCGAGACACUGUUUGAACAUUCCCAGAAUGAGCUUCUUGGGAAGAUCCUGAUGACGUCCUAUCGCCUGCGUGAUCUUACGGAGAGUCUGCGCUCUGGGACUACAAAGGUUUUGGACGAAGCAGGCCGAAAAAAGGGUUUGGAAAAUUUCCUGGAUGCACUCGUUCAGUUACAAGUCGAUGUCAAUAGCUUCAUCGACAGCAGCAAGAAUCCAGUGCAUUCUCGUCAAGGAAGAUUACCACCAGCCGGUGUGAAGCAAGGUCUGGAGAAGAAGGAUGGUCUUUUUCGCAAGCACAUGAUGGGUAAACGUGUCAACUAUGCUGCCCGUUCAGUCAUCUCUCCCGACGUGAACAUCGAGCCCAAUGAGAUCGGUAUACCGCCCGUCUUCGCUCGCAAGCUCACUUUCCCUGAACCGGUCACCCCCGCCAACUUCCAUGAGAUGCGGCAGUAUGUAAUCACCGGCCCGCACGGGUAUCCUGGCGCGACCAUGGUUGAGUUUGAAGACGGACAACUUCAGUAUCUGGACAAGCUGAGCGUGGAACAACGGACAGCCAUUGCGAACCAGCUCCUGACGCCUCAGGAAAGCAAUCACGGAUCCACCAGCCAUGCACCUCUGCACACUCGUACUCCGGCGGUCAACAAGAAGGUGUAUCGCCAUCUGCUUGAUGGUGAUAUCUUGAUCGUGAACCGUCAGCCGACGCUGCACAAGCCCAGUAUGAUGUGUCAUAAGGCUCGCGUCCUGCAAGGCGAGAAGACGAUCCGGAUGCAUUACGCCAACUGUAAUUCAUAUAAUGAGAUGAACGUACACUUCCCACAAAACCAAGUCGCCCGAGCUGAAGCUAUGUUCAUUGCCAACACUGACAACCAGUAUCUCGUGCCGACAUCAGGAAAACCUCUUCGAGGUUUAAUCCAGGAUCAUGUCGUUGCUGGUGUCUGGAUGACGGCACAAGAUUCCUUCUUCACGCGCGAAGAAUACUUCCAGCUGCUCUAUGGUGCGCUUCGUCCUGAGGAGGGGACUGGAUAUCACAGUGGGCGUAUCGAGACUCUUCCUCCCGCGAUAUGGAAGCCCAAAGCUUUAUGGACAGGCAAGCAGAUCAUAUCGACCGUCCUCAAGAAUAUUACCCCCAGCAACUUCGAGGGUUUGAACCUUCACUCUCAGGCGAAGGUUCCGGGCUAUCUAUGGGGCAAAGAUUCGCAGGAGGGCGAUGUCGUCUUCAUGGACGGCGAGCUUCUUUGUGGUGUCCUGGACAAAGCUGCCUUCGGUGCUUCAGACUUCGGUCUGGUUCAUUCUGUUUACGAGCUAUACGGCGCAGAUGUGGCUGGCAGACUACUCGGUAUCCUCAGUCGACUGUUCACGAAAUUCCUGCAGCACCGCGCGUUCACAUGUCGGAUGGACGACUUGGCGUUGACUCCCGAGGGUAAUAGGAAACGCGCCGAACUGAUCCGCGAUGGGGCGCAGUUGGGAACGGAGGGUGCCAUCGAUAACUUCCCAGCGCUGAGCACAGUUCCUCCUGAAGAUAAGCCCCGGGUGCUACGGUCGUUACUCGAAGACGUGCUGCGGGAUGACAGCAAGAUGGCCGGAUUGGAUAUGACGGUGAAGGGCAAGAUGGCUAAGCUCACGAAAUCCAUUGCCGACGCGUGUAUGCCUGAUGGGCUUCUGCGAAAAUUCCCCCAUAAUCACAUGCAGGCCAUGACACUUUCUGGUGCUAAGGGCAGUGCCGUGAAUGCACAACAGAUAUCGUGCGCUCUAGGCCAGCAAGAGCUGGAGGGUCGCCGUGUGCCGGUCAUGACGAGCGGUAAGACGCUGCCAUCUUUCAAGCCAUUCGAGACGAAAGCGAUUGCGGGUGGAUACGUUGCAAGUCGGUUCUUGACCGGUGUGAAGCCCCAGGAGUUCUUCUUCCAUUGCAUGGCUGGUCGAGAGGGUCUCAUUGACACUGCCGUCAAAACGUCGCGUUCUGGUUACCUCCAAAGGUGUCUUAUCAAGCAUUUGGAGGGGGUGCGCGUUCACUACGACAAUACGGUCAGGGAAAGCGAUUCUUCGGUCUUACAGUUCAACUAUGGAGGCGACGCACUGGAUGUAACGAAACAGAAACAUCUACUGCAGUUCGACUUUAUGGCCCGAAAUAUGGUCUCGUUGGUCAAUCGUUACAGGCCGAAGGAGCUGCAUGGCAUCGUGGUAGAAGGAGCUAGCGACUACAUGAAGAAGGUCCUGAAGUAUAAAAAUAGGCCUUCCAAACGGGACAAAUACAAGCCCGCUCUCUCCGUAUAUAACCCCAACAGAAACCUUGGCAGUACUUCCGAGAAGUUUGCCGAGAAGCUCGAUGAGUACAUCAAGAAGAAUCCUGAUAGGCUGCUGCGGAGGAAAGGGCAGGAAGACGAGCUGCCCAUUCAGCGGCGCACGCCGCUUUUCUCGUCAAAGCAGUUCAAGUUGCUCAUGGACAUCAAGUACAUGCGCAGUCUGGUGGAACCUGGAGAAGCUGUGGGACUGCUUGCCUCUCAGGGUAUUGGCGAGCCGUCAACUCAAAUGACGUUGAACACGUUCCACUUCGCAGGUCACGGUGCUGCAAAUGUUACUCUCGGUAUUCCGCGGUUGCGUGAAAUUGUUAUGACGGCAUCUACUAAGCCCAAGACGCCUUCGAUGACCAUGAAAGUCCGUGAAAGUGUGCCAGAGUCGGACAUCGAUGCCUUCUGCAAGAAGGCUACUCGGUUGGCGCUGUCGCAUGUCGUUGACAAGGUCAUUGUCACAGAACAACUUAUCGUCAAUGGCAGAGGGAGGAGCAAGAAGUUUACGAUCGAGCUUGUGUUCUAUCCUGAAGCAGAAUACCGAUCAGAGUACGAUGUGAAGCCUAAGGAAAUCCUCACUGUCUUCGGUGCCAACUUCCCCUUGCUUCUCAGGAAAGAGCUGCAGCUGGAGCUGAAGAAGCUCGAUGCUGACGUGAAGAGUCAGAUGAAAGAGCUAGGCAAGGGCAAGGUAGUACGCGAACGUGCCGCAGUGGCCGAUACCGGCAAGGAAGGUGGAAACGAUGAUGACGAACAAGCAGGGAAAGAUGACGAUGAAGUGAGUGAGGUCGGAGAUGGUGAUGCUGCGGCGGUGAAGCGUCAGCGCCAAAUGAGCGAACAGGCGACCUACGAUGAUGACGAAGAGGAUUACGAUGUCGCAAGCGUAUUGGGCGAAUACGAUGAUGCAGAUAUCGAAGCCGCUUAUGCAUCACCUGCUUCAGAGGAUGGGAUGGAUGACAUUCGGGGUGAGGAGUCGCAGUCGCGCAACGGCCUUGUGGCCGAAGUCGCGAAGAUCGAGGAGCUGUUUAUGGAGAAUUUGCCCCAAGCAACUUCGUUCACCUUCAGCGAUUCCGGCUGUAAGAUCGGCCUUGAGGUCAGUUUCGACUCUGCCAUGCCGAAACUUCUGGUAGUAGGUAUAGUAGAAAGGGCGUGCGUGAAGACCGUCAUACGUCAGAUCCCGGGUAUCACCGAUUGUUUCAAGAGCAAAGAAGACGAUCAAAACGGUCGACCUGUCUAUACUCUAACCACAAACGGAUCAAAUAUCCCCGGCCUAUGGCAGUUCGCAUGCAGCGAUGUUGACAACAUGAUUGACGAAAACGGCAUUUAUUCUAAUGAUAUAUAUGCGAUUCUCUGCGCAUAUGGCGUAGAAGCUGCACGGGCAACGAUACUGCGGGAAAUCGGGGGCGUGUUUGCCGUCUACAAGAUUGAUGUUGACAGCCGUCAUCUCGAGUUAAUCGCUGAUUAUAUGACCUUUGAGGGUGGAUACAAGCCUUUCAAUCGGAGAGGCAUAUCGACAAAUCCCUCACCUCUGCUCAAGGCGUCAUUCGAAACUACGGCGGAGUUCCUGUCCGAUGCCACGCUUCACGGCGACUUCGAUGACCUGACCACGCCGUCCAGCAAUAUCGUGAUGGGAAGGCUGAAUCUGACAGGCACUGGCGUGUUCGAUAUCGUAAUGCCUGCGGACGUGACCAUUCAGGCCCGUGCAGAGGUCGCGGCUGCAAUUGUGUGA